Leopardus geoffroyi (Geoffroy's cat) is the source of this 940-nucleotide messenger RNA. It is a transcript of the gene S100A10, whose product is annotated as S100 calcium binding protein A10. The transcript is spliced from 3 exons. The coding region runs from base 391 to 684 and encodes 97 amino acids. The record is from RefSeq and is a predicted model, not a curated record. NCBI's taxonomy places the organism in Eukaryota, Metazoa, Chordata, Mammalia, Carnivora, Felidae. Gene Ontology annotation, cellular component: cytoplasm.
CCCUCUCUAAAACCAGACCCGAGAGGAAGGGCACGGCCCAGGGCGGGGUGUCCUGAACCAUCCGAGAGCCCUGGAGCGGGGACGGACGUGCACAAGAACGCUCUCCGCCGAGGUGACAGCGGGCGGAGGCUGGGCGUGAGGCCCACGGCAUCGCCUCGGAGGGUGUGUGCCCGCGCGGGGCGCGGGGGGACAGGAAGAGGAGGGCGGGGAAGGGGUGGGGUGAGCAGGGACCGGGACACCGGCCCAGGCUCCUCCUGCCUCCCCUCCCCACCCCCACUCCCCCAUACUAAGGCUCCCAGCCCGCCACGCUCUGCUCACUGGCCCGCGCGUCCCAGCCGAGCGAGCGUCCCCGCCGCGCCUCCAGCCAAGGUUUCAACAGACCUCAUCAAAAUGCCGUCUCAAAUGGAACACGCCAUGGAAACGAUGAUGUUCACGUUCCACAAGUUUGCUGGGGACAAAGGCUACCUAACAAAGGAGGACCUGAGAGUACUCAUGGAAAAGGAGUUCCCUGGAUUUUUGGAAAAUCAAAAAGACCCCCUGGCUGUGGACAAGAUAAUGAAGGACCUAGACCAGUGCCGGGACGGCAGAGUGGGUUUCCAGAGCUUCUUUUCGCUGAUUGCUGGGCUCACCAUCGCAUGCAAUGACUAUUUUGUAGUUCACAUGAAGCAGAAAGGAAAGAAGUAGGCAGCACUGAGCCACCCUCCCACCCAGAGAGUUCUCCUGAGGGCCUCUCAAGGAGUCUGCCCUGCAGCUUCCCCCCUCCACCCAGUAUAAAGGAUUCCAUGAGCAGAUUGGGACCCUCAGAAAAUGUAUACAUAAAAUGCAACCCCCAUUUGAGAAGCAGAGAAAGUAAAGUCAGUGAAAGCCAGAUAAGCUUUUGAUUUUUAUAUUGCCUGCAUCCUCUUGCCCUCAAUAAACAAAUUCUUUUUUUAGUUCCUCA